Fusarium vanettenii 77-13-4 is the source of this 873-nucleotide messenger RNA. RefSeq lists its product as uncharacterized. Gene Ontology annotation, molecular function: acylglycerone-phosphate reductase (NADP+) activity; triacylglycerol lipase activity. Gene Ontology annotation, biological process: phosphatidic acid biosynthetic process; triglyceride catabolic process. The record is from RefSeq and is a predicted model, not a curated record. NCBI's taxonomy places the organism in Eukaryota, Fungi, Ascomycota, Sordariomycetes, Hypocreales, Nectriaceae. The transcript has a single exon. Gene Ontology annotation, cellular component: lipid droplet; endoplasmic reticulum. Bases 1 to 873 code for a protein of 290 amino acids.
AUGGCUUCCACUAAUGCAAGCGUCAAGCGAUCGGUUCUGAUAACUGGUUGUUCCGAUGGCGGAAUAGGUGCCGCCCUCGCUGUGGCCUUUCACAACGCGGGCUUGAACGUUUACGCAACCACUCGAAAUCCUGACAAGAUGAAGCACCUGGCGUCUCUCGGAAUCAAAACCCUCACUCUGGAUGUGCAAUCCGACACGUCUAUUGCCGACUGCGUCAAACAAGUUCCCUCUCUCGACAUCCUCGUCAAUAACGCUGGCACUCAGUUCAUCAUGCCAAUCGUCGACAUGGAUAUUGCUGCGGCAAAGAAUAUCUUUGAUCUGAACCUAUGGUCUCAUAUUGCUGUCACACAGGCAUUUCUACCAUUGUUUCUCAAAUCAUCCAACGCCAUGGUGGUAAAUCAGACAUCUAUCGGCGCUGUUGCCACCGUGCCUUUUCAGGCUAUAUACAAUUCAUCAAAAGCAGCUAUGGCCAUGAUGUCCGACACACUACGUCUAGAACUUAAACCAUUUGGCAUCAAAGUGGUGGAUCUCAGAAGCGGCAUCGUCAAGAGCAACUUGGUCCAGAACGCGCUACUAAGGAAGCCACCUAUCCUACCAAAGGAUUCCAUCUAUGAGCCCGCCAGGGAUAUUCUGGAAGCAGCCAUGCGCCAAGAAGGGUACGAAGGACAGGGUUCGGAUUCUCAGGAUUGGGCAGACGCUGUUGUGCGUGAUUUGCUGAAGAAAAACCCGCCGCCUGUCAUCUGGCGUGGUGAGAUGGCCUGGUCAGUUUGGUUUGGCAGUUUCUUUCCCACUGGAUGGUUGGAUGGGAUUGCCAAAAGAUUGGCUGGGCUUGACAAGGCAGAGGAGGUGCUGAGCCGCGCAAACAAGUCAUAG